CAACUCGGUGGUGAACGAAAAACAGACACUGAUUUGCGGAUUUUGAUUACUCUCGACUCCACGAUUGUAUCCACUUUUUAUGAUGAACAGCAGAUGGAUUGGGAUGGAAGUAAAGUCUGCCAAUCACGGAACUGUCAAUUUAUAAGGACGAGUGCUUAAAGCGGUCACUGGAAAAUAUUGAAUUAUCACACGUAACGAUGAUAGCGCGGGAUGAAGCGCCUGACUCUCCAAACAAUAGUCUAAUGAAUCUAGUGACAACACCACAAAAAGACAACGGAAAUAAGCCUAAGUUCUUCAGCAGGAGGAGACUAAUGGGAAAACGCGUGUUUUCUGAGAUUUUUAAAAAUUCAGGGGAGGAAAAUGUUAUAAACAAAAUGGUCGGAGGACAGAUUACCAAAGAGAAUACGGGUAGCGUGCAGAAUGACGUGUGUCUAAUGAGUGAAAAUCCAUUCAGAAUCUGUAAGUUAGCCCGAGCCGGGAAUCUUAAUGAUCUGCAGACAUAUUUAGAUGAUGAUCCGUCACGCAUCAAUGCACAGGACCCACGUGGAUGGUCAGCGCUGCACCACGCCGCCAUGCGGGGAUUCUCUGACAUCAUCAGCUACAUUACGUCACAUGGUGGAGAUAUCAAUCUCCAGGACAGGGACGGGAACACAGCGUUACAUGUUGCCGUGGAAAAGGAGCAGACGCAGUGCAUAGAGGCCCUGAUCCAGCAAGGGGCGGACACGUCCGUACUGAACUGCGCCAAAAUGGCGCCAGUCCACUUGGCAAUAGACUUGGGACUUAUAGAACAGCUACGUACUAUUCUGCUCCUAGACAAAAGCAGCACCAUAAUGCGAGGAGAAACCGGAAACACACCACUCCAUUACUGCGCCUUCAAGGAUCGGGACGACUGCGCCAAACUUCUGCUUGAGCACGGAGCCAAGCCAUGUCUUAGUUGUGAUGACGGGUUCUACCCAAUCCACUCCGCGGCAACAAGGGCUUCCGACAAAACGCUCGAGGUUCUCAUCAAACACGUUGAACGACUUGGUUACACCCGUGAAAGUGUGCUGUCAUUCACAGAUAAAUACAACAACACGCCACUACACUCUGCCGUCAGUAGUGGAGACCCAGAGGCUGUGAGAGUGUGUCUCAACGCGGGGGCUGGACUGGACGUACAACAGGAAGACAAGUCCACUGCUCUUCAUUUUGCCUGCGCCCAGGGAGGACUGAAUAUCAUCCACAUCAUGCGUCAGCUACAGCCUGAGAAAUUCAUAAUAGCUAGUCAGAAGACGGAUAUUCUACAAAUGACGCCUCUUCAUAGGGCGGCAUUGUUUAAUCACGUGACCGUCGUCAAGUUCCUAAUUGAUGAGAAAGUUGAAAUUAAUGCUGUGGAUUGCCAGAAGAGGACGCCACUGUUGCUAGCGGCGUCAAAAGGAGGCUGGAAGACUGUACAGCUUUUGCUAGAAAGUGGUGCAGACAUCUCCUGCAAAGACAACAAAAACAGGAACUUCCUCCACCUCGCUAUUAAAUAUGGUGGCAAACUCAACCAGUUUGGUGUACAGAGCAUCAAGCAUUUCAAAAAUUUGUUAAAUGAGAAGGAUGAUUAUGGGUGUACGCCAUUACAUUAUGCCUCUAAGGAGGGUUAUCUUGUGGCCCUGGAUGAUUUGAUCGAACUCGGCGCAACGGUCAACCCUAAAAAUAAGGACAAGCAGUCGCCUCUCCACUUCGCAGCAAGGUUUGGCCGUUACAACACUUGCAGACGAUUACUGGACAGUAAGCUUGGACCCAACAUCAUUAACGAAUCGGACUGUGACGGAUUGACAGCUCUCCAUCUAGCGGCGCUCAACGGACAUGUCAAAAUCAUUAACCUCCUCAUGCAGAAAGGCGCAUGUCUCACAAGAGCACACGAUGACAACUCUCCCAUUCACAUGGCGGCCAUUAACGGAUACACGAAGUGCAUCCGGGCACUUUUAAGUGUUCAUGCCAACAUACUGGAUGUCAAGAACAAACAUGGGGUACGACAGUUUCCGCUCGAUAUAUGGUUUAUGUUUCCAGUAUCUUUCUGUUGUGAAACCAGCCACUCCUUGGUAAGUAAAGUUUUGAUCACAUUUUCCAUUUGUCUGCAGGAUACAGCUCUACAUAUUGCAUCACGUGCUGGGCAGGCGAAAGUGAUCGAACUCCUGCUGUCACUUGGCGCCAAAAUUACGAACAAUGUAGAGGAGAAAAGUUUUAUUGAUAUUGCCAUAGAGAAUCGACAAACUUCAGUAGCACAGACAGCAGUUAAGCACGCUAGAUGGAGUGAAGUGCUUCAUACAUGUUCCGAAACAUAUGGCUGCCCCAUGCACGGCCUGAUCCAGCAUUUACCUGAUGUCUGUAUGACAAUCCUCGAUCGCUGUGUCACCAAUGGAGGUGGAGAUCCACACCAAAAAGAAUAUUACACUGAGUACAACUACGAGUACAUGCAGUGCCCGGUUCGUUACGUCAGAGAGGCGAAGAAGAUCGGAAAAGACAUACAACCAAUGUUUGCCCUUAAUUUGAUGGUCCGUCACGGAAGAGUAGAGUGUCUGUCUCACAAACUAUGUCGGACUUACCUCAACAUGAAAUGGCGUGCGUACGGCAUGUGGGUCCAUUCCGUCAACUUAGUUUUGUAUUUAGCGUACCUUUCAAUGCUGACACUGCUGGCGACAAAAGAUUUCACAACAUCACGCGGCGGAUCUCCUGCUAACUCUACCCAGAAUACAACAGAACUUCCGGAAACCAAAAUUUACUAUAUGAGUGAUGGUUACAGACUCGUCACAGCCCUCGUGUUUCUGUUUUUAAUCAUCAAUGUCAUAAAAGAAAUAGUCCAGAUGGCGCAACAGCGCGUACGAUAUUUUCUGGAUCCAAACAAUCUUCUGGAGUGGGUUCUCUACAUGUCCACCGCGGUCUUUAUCGCCCCCGUCCUUUUCCAUUACUCGGAUACCCUUAACAUGGAGGCUGGUGCUGUGGCAAUAUUCCUUGCCUGGUUCAACUGCCUGCUCUUUCUUCAGCGGUUUGAUGUGUUUGGUAUUUACGUUGUGAUGUUUCUGGAGAUUCUGGUCACAUUAUUACAAGCACUCAGUGUUUUCUCCAUCCUUCUGGUCGCCUUUGGAUUGGCCUUCUCCAUGCUGCUACAACACGAGGAAAGUCAUGCUUACUCUAAUCCACUGAUGUCCAUCGUCCGGACCACCAUGAUGAUGCUGGAGCUGGACUAUAUGUCCUCCUUUAAUGAUCCGUACUUUGACGAUAAUUCCUCCACACUGCCCUACUCCACACUCACAAUCUUGUUCCUCCUCGUCUUUGUUCUUCUGAUGCCCAUCCUUCUCGUCAAUCUGCUGAUUGGUCUAGCUGUUGGUGACAUUGAAUCUGUGUUAAGAAACGCGACUCUAAAAAGACUGGCUAUGCAGGUGGAGCAUCACACAGAGCUGGAACGCCGCCUACCGUCAAGACUUCUGGAGAAAGUGGACAAAAUGACAUCUAGAGAAUAUCCCAAUAAAUGUGGAAAAUAUAUGAAAGUUUUCAAAAGCUUCGUGCAGACGGAAACGGAGAGUUCAUCAAUAUGUGGUGGUGAAGAGGCCAGCUACCUCAAGUCUGAACUCCUCAAACAAAAAACAAGAUUGAAGGAGAUGUCUGUGAACAUGGAGCGUAAUUAUGACAUGCUGAAACUAAUUGUUCAGAAAAUGGAAAUCGAGACAGAAGCCGACAACCAUGAUGAAGGUUUUCAAACUUCACAGAGCAUUGACGCCAUCCACCCCUCCACAAUGUGGAAUUCCGAUGUACUCAGAAAGAAUCUUGUACGUCAAAAUGCCGUCAUCUCAAAGUGGAAAGUGAAUACACAACACACAAACCUUCAAAAUAGUUUUGAUUGCUGAAAGUGUCAACGUUGUUUCCGUUUCAUAUAUGGUGUUUCCGUCUUCAUUGAUCUAAAGCUCUGAAUUGUUUAUAUGCCACCAGUUGAACAGACAUGCAGUAGCAGUCUUCACUAUGUUUAUCAAUGGUUUGCCGUGUGUUUCAAAAUCAUGAAUUUGGUCAAGCUAUUAACAUAUCUUAUCUCAUCAGUAAAAAAAAAAACAACCUCAAAAUGAUCUUGUUUAAGGUCUGGUCCAGUUGGUGAUUUCUUACAAAUUGUGAAUAAAAAAUGAUAUGAA
Ostrea edulis (European flat oyster) is the source of this 4145-nucleotide messenger RNA. Its product is annotated as transient receptor potential cation channel subfamily A member 1-like. Gene Ontology annotation, biological process: transmembrane transport; monoatomic ion transport. The record is from RefSeq and is a predicted model, not a curated record. Gene Ontology annotation, molecular function: monoatomic ion channel activity; protein binding. Lineage: Eukaryota; Metazoa; Mollusca; Bivalvia; Ostreida; Ostreidae. The transcript has 26 exons. Gene Ontology annotation, cellular component: membrane. The coding region runs from base 198 to 3869 and encodes 1223 amino acids.